Molecule: messenger RNA, 705 nt
Organism: Verticillium alfalfae VaMs.102
Lineage: Eukaryota; Fungi; Ascomycota; Sordariomycetes; Glomerellales; Plectosphaerellaceae
Exons: 2
Coding region: 1-705 (234 amino acids)
Source: RefSeq, a predicted model, not a curated record
AUGGCAGAAGCGCCUGCCCACCCCCCCGUCUUGCGUCUGCCGUUCAAGCUGUCGAGGUCAGAGAAGAGAAUCAUCCUCUCGUCCAUCAACGGCAGUCUCCUGCGGUCCCACGCCGCCCUCGAGCUGGCGAGGGCCCUGACGGCGGCCGGCGGGGCCUGCCCUCCCGACCAGCGACGGGGCCGAGACGCGUACCUCGACGCCCUGGCGCACGCCAGCGAGGCGCACAGGGACGCCGUCGAGCUUCACCGCUGGCAGCAGGCGGCGCGCGCGCAGGUGUACCGUGGCCACUGUUUCCGCGGGCUCGGCGCGUGGAGGCGCGCGCACGCGUGCUACGUGCGCGGCGCGAGCGACAGGAUGGAGGAGGAAGCAGCAGCAGCAGCGGCGGCGGCUGCGGCGGUUGCGACUGCGACUGUGAGGAGGCCGGACGAGGGGACCAAGACGGUGAGCUUCAGCCCUGUUGAGGAGCACGUCCUCGACCAGGCGUCAGCGGGUGGGCUGGUCAAGAUCGCGGACGCGACACCCGGGGGUGAUGAUCCGCUCGCAGGUGAGUCGUGCUGGAUCCGAAACGCCGAGGGCCGCAUCGUUGCCUACCGCUGGGAGAAGCCACAGCUGAGGAGAGUCGAGGGGACGGCGUACCUCAAGUGGUGGGAGGAGGCGGUCAAGCCCAUUGGACUUGACGAGAACGACAUCUGGUUUACCAAGUGA